CCGCGGCCCGCCCGGGCCACCAGUGGCCGCGCGCGGAGGGAACGCCGGGCGUAGAGAGCAGCGUUGGCCAGGGCUUCCAGGACCACGUCAGAAUGUUCCGCCAGAUGCGUCCUUGAGAGGCUGAAAAGAGUUGUGCAGUAUGGAGGCUGGCUCUGUGGUCCGAGCCAUCUUUGACUUCUGCCCUAGCGUCUCAGAGGAACUGCCGCUCUUCGUGGGAGAUGUCAUUGAGGUGUUGGCCGUGGUGGAUGAGUUUUGGCUUCUGGGAAAGAAGGAAGAUGUUACAGGACAGUUUCCCAGCAGUUUUGUGGAGGUUGUGACGAUCCCCAGUCUGAAGGAGGGAGAGAGUCUGUUUGUUUGCACCUGCGAAUUCACAUCUCGGGAGCUGAACAGUCUUUCUCUCCAUCGAGGAGACCUGGUAGUUCUCGAUGGCGCUCCAACUGCAGGAUGGCUGCAGGGCCGAAGCUGUUGGGGUGCCCGGGGCUUCUUCCCAUCGUCCUGUGUUCGUGAGCUCUGCCUGUCCUCUCAGAGCCGACAGUGGCACUCACAGAGUGCAUCGCUUCAGAUUCCAGAAUACUCCAUGGGACAAGCGCGGGCCCUCAUGGGGCUGUCUGCCCAGCUAGACGAGGAAUUGGACUUUAGGGAAGGAGAUCUGAUUACCAUUAUCGGAGUUCCUGAGCCAGGCUGGUUUGAGGGAGAGCUGGAGGGGCGGAGAGGCAUUUUCCCAGAAGGCUUUGUAGAGCUUUUGGGGCCCCUGAGGACUGUGGAUGAGUCGGUAAAUUCUGGAGGUGGAGACAGCUGCCUUGCCAAUGGUGAUGUGGACAUCUCUACGGAAGAAACAGAAAGUGGGGCUGACGAGGAUGACCGCCCAUCGGGGACCUAUGGACUUGCCCUCUACAGAUUCCAAGCCCUGGAGCCCAAUGAGUUGGAUUUUGAGGUAGGGGAUAAAAUCCAGAUUCUGGGGACCUUGGAGGAUGGAUGGCUGGAAGGACGUUUGAAGGGCAGGACAGGUAUCUUCCCCCAUCGCUUUGUGAAGCUAUGUCCCGGCACCAGGACAGAGGAAACCGUGGUUCUGCCCCCGGAAGACAGUCUCCCUAAGAACUCUGAAAACCCUGUGGACGGGUUGGCGACCUCAGUGGUGGAGGAGGCACGACUCGAACCACAGGAGACUGGAGCAGACAGGCCUGACUGGGGUCUGUCUGAACAAACCCCGGCUCGCCUAGAUCAUGGGGUCCCUGCGGGUGUUGUAAAUGAGAACUCUGGCCAGGGUGACGAUGCCUCAGGAAGCUGCCCAGGUGUGGAUCUUGAUAGGCCUCUUAUUAAAGACCCUUCCACACCUGACCCCUCAGAGACAGUCAAUGGCAUUUAUUCCCAGCCUCGGGGACCUUUUCACCACCAAAUGCAGAAAAGCCAGUUUUCUUCUCCAGCAGGAGAGAGCCGCCAGAGCUCAGACCCAUUCUCUGAGUUUGUCCCUCCAAAAGCCAGGACUAGGGACUACUCCAGCCUGCCUCCCAAAAGAACGUAUGCCCAGGGUAGGUCCCUCCAGAAGCCAGCACCCCCACUCCACAGGGCCUCCUCCCUCAUGGCCUCUAGGAUAGCCAAACCUAGCUACUUAAGCCCUCCGGCUCCAGCCAGCUCUGCUCAGAAGCAUCAACCAUCUGCAGAAAAUGCCUUCAGCCUCUAUUCCGCACCAGAGAGACCAGAGAGGAGGCCUGGGCCACCAGACAAGGGGCCCGCCACAGAAGUAACCACAGCAUCACAGGGGGACAGCAUCGACCUGGAUUCCAAGUUGACCCAGCAGCUGAUCGAGUUUGAGAAGAGCCUGUCCGGGCCCAGCACAGAGUCAGAUAAAAUUGUACGCCGCUUUUCAAUCAUGGACUUUAACUCUGAGAAGGAUAUUGUCAGAGGUUCCUCAAAGUCGGCGCCAUCACAGGAUCCCCCAGAGAAGAGAAAGGCCCUGAGGCCGCCCCCACCCAGACCCUGUACCCCGACGCCCACUUCUUCCCACUUGCUGGUUGAUCAGAGCUCCAAACCAGCACCCACUUUGGCUGUACGGCCCUCCCGCCCAGCUCCCCUGCCUCCUUCUGCUCAGCAGAGGAUGAACUCAGCCUCCCCCAAGCCCACCUUCUGUGCCAGUUGGGAGGCCCCAGAGAAGGAGGGCCCUGAGUACGUGGAGCAGAGCCCAGCCCAGACUUCUCCGUGCCCCUCUGUGCUGGUGAGGAUUCAGGACGUGGAGCACGACUUGGACAUGUACACCAGGGCUCAGGAGGAGCUGACCUUGAUGUUGGAGGACAAGCAGGAUGAAUCUCUGAGGGCAGAGACUUUAGAGAAUCUCAAGUUCUAUGAGAGCACCAUUCAGAGUCUGAGCCUGGAGCUCCAGCAGCUAAGAGACAUGACACUCCUCUCUUCUCAGUCGUCAUCCCUGGUGGCCCCCUCAGGGUCUGUGUCCCCUGAAAAGCCGGAGCAGAGGAUGCUGGAGAAGAGAGCCAAGGUGGUGGCUGAACUCGUGCAGACAGAAAAAGACUACAUCCGGGAUCUGGAGAUGUGCAUUGAGCGGGUCAUGGUGCCCCUGCAGCAGGCACAGGUACCCAACAUUGAUUUCGAGGGACUUUUUGGAAAUAUGCAGACAGUGAUUAAAGUCUCAAAGCAAUUGUUGGCAGCCUUGGAAAUCAGCGACGCUGUAGGACCCGUGUUUCUUGAUCACCGGGAUGAACUUGAGGGGACAUACAGGGUCUACUGCCAGAACCAUGAUGAAGCCAUUUCACUGCUUGAAGUCUACGAGAAGGACGAGAAGAUCCAGAAGCAUCUUCAGGACUCCCUGGCAGAUCUUAAGAGCCUGUACAACGAAUGGGGCUGCACCAAUUAUAUCAACCUGGGCUCCUUCCUCAUCAAGCCUGUACAGAGAAUAAUGCGUUACCCACUGCUGCUAAUGGAGCUGCUGAAUUCCACCCCAGAGUCCCACCCGGAUAAGGUCCCUUUAACCAGUGCCGUGCUUGCCGUCAAGGAGAUCAACGUUAACAUUAAUGAGUACAAGCGUCGGAAGGAUCUAGUGCUUAAGUACCGCAAAGGUGAUGACGACAGCCUCAUGGAGAAGAUCUCCAGGCUGAACAUCCACUCCAUCAUCAAGAAGUCCAACCGGGUCAGCAGCCACCUGAAGCACCUCACAGGGUUCGCUCCUCAGCUAAAAGAUGAAGUAUUUGAAGAGACAGAAAAGAACUUCCGGAUGCAGGAGAGAUUGAUCAAAUCCUUUAUCCGAGACCUGUCCCUCUACCUCCAGCAUAUCCGGGAAUCUGCGUGUGUGAAGGUGGUGGCAGCCAUGAGCAUGUGGGAUCUGUGUAUGGAGAGGGGACACCAUGACCUGGAACAGUUCGAGAAGGUGCACCGCUGCAUCAGCGACCAGCUCUUCACACGCUUUAAAGAGAGGACUGAGCGCCUUGUCAUCAGCCCCUUAAACCAGCUGCUGAGCAUGUUCACAGGGCCCCACAAGCUGGUGCAGAAGCGCUUCGACAAGCUUCUGGACUUUUACAACUGCACUGAGCGUGCGGAGAAGCUCAAGGACAAGAAGACUCUGGAGGAGCUGCAGUCAGCCCGCAACAACUACGAAGCCCUGAACGCCCAGCUGCUGGACGAGCUGCCCAAAUUCCAGCAGUACGCCCAGGGCCUCUUUACCAACUGCAUCCACGGCUACGCUGAAGCCCACUGUGACUUCGUGCAACAGGCGCUGGAGCAGCUGCAGCCCCUGCUGUCGUCACUGAGAGCCACUGACCGAGAAGGCAACUUGAUUGCCAUCUUCCACGAGGAGCACAGCCGGGCCCUACAGCAGCUUCAGGUCUUCACCUUCUUCCCCGAGUCCCUCCCUGCUCCCAGGAAGCCCUUUGAGAGGAAAACCACAGACCGCCAGUCAUCCCGGAAGCCCCUUCUUGGCAUGCCGAGCUACAUGCUGCAGUCAGAAGAGCUGCGGGCCUCCCUGCUGGCAAGGUACCCCCCUGAAAAGCUCUUCCAGGUGGAACGGAACUUCAAUGCUGCUCAGGACUUGGAUGUCUCCCUUUUGGAAGGCGACCUGGUGGGUGUGAUAAAAAAGAAAGAUCCCAUGGGCAGUCAGAACCGCUGGCUCAUCGACAAUGGAGUCACCAAAGGUUUUGUGUACAGCUCCUUCCUGAAGCCCUACAAUCCUCGGCGUAGCCAUUCGGACGCCUCCGUGGGAAGCCACUCGUCCACAGAGUCAGAGCAGAGCAGCUCCUCGCCCAGGGUCCAGCGGCAGAACAGCAACAGUGCCUUGACCUUCAACUCCAACAUGACUGUGUCCUUCACCUCAGGGCUUUCCCCAAAGCAGUCCCAGGACACCCCUUCACUGAAGGAAUGUGACCAAGGAACUCUCGGUCUGUCCUUGAAUGCCGAGAGUGCAGAAACUGGGCCUCCCAGGUGCUUUUCGGACCCAGACUCUACCUGCCAGCUUAGGUCAGGGGACUCUGCAGAUGGUGCCAGAGACAUAAGCCAACCUGUUUCAACCCUGAGGGGCUGCCAACGAAGUUCCAGGCAUCCAGACGUGGUCGGUUACUCUGUACCAGGGCGAAAUGAACAAGGUAAUGAUUCGGUAAAAGGAAGUGCAAGAGCCUAUCCAACUCCAGAAGACAGGAACACAAGAGCCUACCAGACUCUAGAAGACAGGAACACAAGAGCCUAUCCGACUCCAGAAGACAGGAGCAGAGGGCUCGGAAGCAGUGAGACGGAAGGUAACCAGGUCUAUUUUGCUGUCUACACCUUCAAGGCACGAAACCCAAAUGAACUGAGUGUGUCGGCCAAUCAGAGACUCAAGAUCCUUGAGUUUAAAGAUGUCACAGGCAAUACAGAGUGGUGGUUGGCUGAAGUUAACGGGAAGAAGGGCUAUGUCCCUUCCAAUUAUAUCCGGAAAACUGAGUACACCUGAACCCAGGUUGCCCUCACCCUCCCUUGCUGCCACUUUCAGCCCGCUGAAAGGAUCCCACUCCUGAGCGCAGGCCCCACCACACUGCCUAUCCAUAACUGGAGUGCAAGCUAAGCUUUGUUCUCGAUUGGGUUGUGCACCGUGAUGCUCGCUAGAAUUUGAAGUGGACCCCAGUGCUUGUCAGUGAUUCCCUGACCACGAGCAGCAGCCAAGUGCUGGUGUUGGCUUUGGGAAAUGAGAAGUUUCCAAUCAGAAAAGCAGUAUUGGAUGCAGGAAGCGUGUGCAUCGGUUGUUGCAGCCUCUGUGGUUGACUGAGCAGUCAGCUGAGAGGAAGAGGAGCUUGCUGGGAGAACCCCGCCACCAUGCCUCUGUGCUUGGUAAAGGUUUCGUCACGAUCAUAUUAAACCUUGUGCAUCAAAGUGACUGAGACACCCCCAGUACCUGACACCCCAUCUCUCUCUGACGUGCUCCCGAUUCCUAGUUCAUGAAAUGCUAACACUCUUUUUCACUGCUCCUCUGUUAGGUGUUUACAGUCCUCCUUUCCUUUUGACGUUGUGUCUGGAGGGUUCUCUUGCCUUGUCAGACGUGGUCAUCUGCCUCCUCCUGAUACUCAUCGACCUUAUAUAGUCUGUGUGAUGUCACCUAACCUUUCUCCCUGUACGCAAUAACUGACAGACUUUCCUAGACUAGCCUGAGGUCAGCACUCCAGCUGGCCCCAGAAAGUAUUCAAUCUGCUGUAAUCUCCAACCGGUUGAGCCUGGUGGAAGCCUGGAUGCCUUUGUCUUCCACCCGAGCACUCUGCUGCCAUCUAGUGGCGUCCACACAUGCUCACAACAGUCAUGGCUUAUUUGAAGCAGGUAGAAUCAGUGGCCACAGAAGCAGCUUGUCUCAGACUUGGAAACAGGUUUUUCUUUCUCACCAACUGCCAUACUUCAGACACAAUAUUCAAAGCCAAACAGAUACAAAAGUGCCUAAUGAGACCUCACACCCAAGGCUAGAAGGUGAACGCUAAACCUCAUGUGAAGAAAUGGCCUGAGGCUUGUCUCAGCAGGCUCUCAGACUCCAGCUGAAACCCUCUUGGCCCAGCCUUCUAGCCGCACAUUUGGCCUUAAAAUCCUGGUGAAUCAGGAUAUGCCUGUGGACACCCCAGCCACAGCUUCUGCUCCACUGGUCGGGGCCUCUUAUGAAGUGUUUGUAUUUAGAGAUGUUUAUAUUUAAGUAGCUAUUUUAUAAAUAAAAGUAUUUCUAUUGGCCAUAAGUGUUUUCUUCAUCUUGAUUCUGAACUUUUUUUUUCAUCCUUGCCCAGCUGAG
This is a messenger RNA of Chionomys nivalis (European snow vole), 6232 nucleotides long. It is a transcript of the gene Dnmbp, whose product is annotated as dynamin binding protein. Gene Ontology annotation, cellular component: cytoplasm. The coding region runs from base 140 to 4924 and encodes 1594 amino acids. The record is from RefSeq and is a predicted model, not a curated record. Lineage: Eukaryota; Metazoa; Chordata; Mammalia; Rodentia; Cricetidae. Gene Ontology annotation, biological process: intracellular signal transduction. Gene Ontology annotation, molecular function: guanyl-nucleotide exchange factor activity; protein binding. The transcript is spliced from 18 exons.